Molecule: messenger RNA, 669 nt
Organism: Penicillium verrucosum
Lineage: Eukaryota; Fungi; Ascomycota; Eurotiomycetes; Eurotiales; Aspergillaceae
Exons: 2
Coding region: 1-669 (222 amino acids)
Source: RefSeq, a predicted model, not a curated record
AUGGCAUGGUCUCCAUACAACGUCCCCCAAAACGCUUCCGGCAUGUCUGGUCAAGAUCAGGGUACUAGGGAUGCGUAUAACCCCUAUGGGUCUGCUGCUCGUCAGUACCCUCCCUCUCUGGCGACGGAACCGUCAAUGUUCCCUGAGAACCAUCUUCCGUACAAUACUCUCAUGCAGCAUCCCUCCGCACCAGUCCAUCCCAACUACCACAUGCCUUUUAUCCUGACUCAUACCGACUUCGAUUCUCCCAAUCACAAUACGGUACACAAUCCCUUGAUCGAGAACAAUAGACCUCGUGAGCUCUCGCCUAUGGGCUAUCUCAGCUCUGAGUCCAGUACUCCGUGCACCACACCAUCGGGAUCGGGAUCAUCCACUCCCGCUAUGCAAGAAAUGUCCCAAUCAAGUCUCGGUGGUCAUGAAAUGCAGACCAUCUAUGGUGUUGCCCGAACACUCAGACCGGGAAACGACGAACUUCGAGGGACGUACCAAUGUAACUGGAGAGACUGCAAAUACCGCGGCGUGUUCUCCCGCAAGGGUGUUCUCAUGCGUCAUAUAGAAACGCAGCAUGUCUCGCCUCACUCGAUUGAAUGUCCUGUGUGUGGUAAGAUGUUCUCUCGACGGGACAAUAUGACUGAACACUUGGGAAGAGUUCAUUCGCAGCGAUUAUGA